Molecule: messenger RNA, 3812 nt
Organism: Chiloscyllium plagiosum (whitespotted bambooshark)
Lineage: Eukaryota; Metazoa; Chordata; Chondrichthyes; Orectolobiformes; Hemiscylliidae
Source: RefSeq, a predicted model, not a curated record
ACCUCUAAUUUUGGUGUCAUCUGCAAACUUACUAACUGUACCUCUUAUGCUCGCAUUUAAGUGGAUAUCCUCCCAAUAUUUAAUAUAAAAUGAAAAUAAUAAAAGGUUACAAUUCAAAACAAAUGUGUUCUUUUGAGAAACAUUUUUAUAUGUAUAGAUCCUCAUAACUUGUGUUUUUUUAACCACCCUUGAUGCUUGAACUAUUUUCCUGAGAAGUCGAUUUCAGAUUUAAAUAAUCACAGAUUGUAAAUGUUUUGGAAAACAGAUUUAAAUAACUGGCCCACAUUCAAAACUAACUGUUCAAGCUAAGCUUAGUAUAAUUCUGAAGGUAGCUGUUUUUUGGACUCUGACUGGAUUGCAUGUGCUGAAACUAUGCAUUCAUUUUUGUCAUUUUUGUCAGCCACUGAUAAGCCACAGCAGACUGUGUUAGGUAAAACCACUUCUCACUCACUGAGGUUCCAGGUCACGCAUUAGGGUCAGGUAUAAAAUCUUCCAUCUGAAGAAUGCAGGAUUGUUGAAGUGCAGCUCUCAGGCUUCAAAUGUUGAAUUAAACAUUUUUGGCCUUUUCUGGGACUUAUGUUAAAACUUUAUUUGUUCAUGAAAAUAUUAUAAAUACUUUAUGAUAUGUUACAUUUGUGCAAGACAUUGAAGACAGAAUCCAACAGCAAGGUAAGAGCAGUGGGGGAGUUGAGGACCUGUGACAGUCAGUCAAGGUCACUGAGAGGAGAUGGUGAGGUAAAGGCCCAUGCAGGGAAGCAGACAGAUUGUUGAAAAACCUGAGUGGGACUCAGGAGAUAAAUAAGAUUCAGACUUUUCUAGGAGUAAGUGUGAAAUAAAGGCAAGGUUCCAUAAUGUAUUUAAUUCAGGUUAGGUCAUUCUGCUAUAAUAUGCGUUUUGUCAAUGCGAAUUCAUUAUAACAUGAUUGACGAAUUGGGGAUGCUGUUUCUAAAGCACAAGCUUUUAAAGCAUGUAUCAGUUAUAACGAGAUUGCAGCCCCAUUAGUUUAAAAGGUGCUGCUAUUAAGCGAUUUUCUUAUAAAAUGGGGCUGCUUAAUAACGGAACUACUGCGUUAUAGCAGAACUGACUGUAUGUCCAGGGAGCUCAGGCACAUUCUGCACUAUGUGGGAAAUCAGAGAUACUCCUGGCAGUCUAGAUGACCAUGUGUGCAGGAGAUGCCUCUGCCUAGAACAGCUCAAAUGCCAGUCUUGGAGUUUGAGCAGCAGUUGGGGAUCCUUCAUGAAGCUGAGAGUUUACUAGUUGGCAUAUUUCAGGAUGUGGUCAACUCUGCAACUUUAGAACUGCAGACAGAGAGAGAAUGGAGGAUCACCAGACAAAACAAGGGGAUCAGGCACAGAGUGACGGAAUUUCUGAUUAGAUCUUGCUUAAGAGUUUUCAGGCUUGCAAAAUCAAGGAAUAGUUGCAGGGCAUUCUGAAGGGGGAAGAGUAAUUCUUGGGGUCAGACAAAGUUAAAGGGGACAUAGAGGUUUGGAUGGGGGCAUGCAGAGUGAAGGUGCUGUGGGGUCAGAUUCUGGUCAAAGGCGAUUUGAACCAUGCCAUUGGUAUGUACAAAUUGAACAUGGAUAUCUCAAAGUUACAGAAAUGAUGUUUAAAAAAGACCAACACUGGAAAAGGCAAACCAUUGUCCAAGUUCCAAGGGUGCUAUGGGAGCCAUAAACCAUCUCUUGGACAGCUAAUGUGGGUGUUUGGAUCACUACAGGCACUCCACUUUUUAAUGACAUCUAUUUGUCACUCAGUUAGCACAGCACUUUCCCCAAGUUGCUGCACAUGCUGAGAUGUGGAUGAAUGAAUGAUGGAAAGAUUUCCUUCAUUAUUUUGGUAUAGCAAGUCUCAUUAUUUGGUGGAAUGUGCUUAAUCCACAAAUCAACAGGGCCUGCUACUGAAGACUCUUCUUUUGCUCCUUCUGUUGCCAGUGUGUGCCAUAUCCACUCAGAGCCCUGCACCUAGCUGCUGGUGUGCCAAUGUGGCUGCCUUCCUUAGGAGGUGAAGAUAGGUGUAGGAGCAGCAGCAGCCAGCAAUGACGAUGAAGAGCACUCCGUUCAAGAUGUCGCUGCUGCAGAAACCCUCGGGAUGCAUGGGUUCCACAGGAGGCUUAGAGCUUUUCAUUUCUGACUCCAUUUACUGGUGAGGAGUGAGAUUGAGCCAUUAAGUGGAUCAAUUAUGAUGACAACAGGAGGUUUUCUGCAUAUAACAGCCAGGACCAAUGAUUCCUUCCAAUCUUGUGAGCAGGCAAAUAAACACAGAAGGAAAAUGCACAAAAAAAGGAAGAAUGAUGUGGUAAUGGUGAAAGCCAAACUGAAGUUGUGCUCCAUUUCAGGUUUAGUUACUGUCUUCGGUAUCCUGGUGAUGUUGGGGGGAGUUGCAAUGGUACUAAUAGGCUACUGGCCCAUAGCCUCCAAGAUUCCCGAAACAAUUGCAGUGUCUUGCAACAUCACCAGUAACUGCACAACAGCUGACACUUCAUCGUUGGAAAUUUCUGAAUUUGUAGCCAGCUAUCUACAUUCUGAUAAACUGAAGAUCUUAGGACCACUGGUUUUGGGAAUUGGCAUAUUUUUGUUUAUCUGUGCUAAUGCGGCCCUUCAUGAAAAUAGAGACAAGAAAACUAAGGUGAUUAAUGUGCAAGAUAUUUACUCCACUGUAGUAGAUGUGCAUAACAUAAAGAAAAAAGAAUAUGUCCCUUUUCAAGGAUUUGUAAAUUAUAUGCAGUGCAAAAGCAUUGAUAGUCUCAAGUUCUCAGUUCCUUAUGAUGCAGCAAAUUUGGCAAAAAGUUCCUGUCAGACACCAACUGCAGAUGGCAUUAAAAAAAGCUUGAUUCAAUGAAAAGCCCAAGAGAAAAAUAACAAUUAUCUGGCAAAGCAGCAGGAACUUGACAGAAAUCAUUAUCAUUAACUCUGGCCAGUUUCUAAAGAGACAGUAUCAGUGCCAGUGCGAGAAAUGGCACCACAUCCCAUACUACUACAUCCAUUGAUGGAUACACUCACACUCCCUAUAACUGAAACAGUUCGAUUCAGACUGAGGAAGACCACUGAUCAGCAAAAGGUGAUAAAGAAGCAGGGGUGUCAAAAAAUCAUGAAUAAAUUCAACAGAAAAUGUGGUAUAAUAUCUUUCAUCCCAGAGGAACUGUUGGACAUAUUUCAGGAGUCCAAGUUUGAGCUGAUCACCCUGGAAGCUACAAAAUGCUACCAAGGCCGUGACUUCAAAUAGAACCUGGUCAGAUAAUAUCCAACCAGUAACCACAAAGUCUCAUAAAGAUUGUUUCUGUUUGCAGAGAUUUCAGGAGUACAAACAGAAAAUAUUGGAAAUCCGCAGCAGUUUCAAGUUUCUUUUCUUACUGUUCACUGAAAUUGGUCAAGCUCCAAAGACUAGCAGAUCAUUUCUUAUACUUGAAGUUGUUCAGUCAUCUUCAUUGUGGUGGAAGAAUGAGAAGAGGCAAUGGAAAAGAAAAAGUACAAGUUCAAAGGGAGUGCAAGUUCAGAAAGACCUGGGAGUAUAUGUGCACAAUCACUGGAAGUGGCAGGGCAGACAGAGCAGUUUGGAGCAUACAGUUGGCUUAGCAAUAACACAGUUCCGUUCUCAUGCAAUCCUGUUUUAUAAGAAAAUCUAUAAAAGCAGCACCAUUUAAAUUAAUGGAGCUGGAAUCGCAUUGUAGCCAAUACACGUUUUAAAAUUUCAUGCUUUAGAAACAUAGUGUCCCUAAGUUGUCAAUUAUGUUAUAGCAUAAUUUGCAUUAACAAAAUAUGCGUUAUAGCAGAACAACCUUUACAGAGUAUAAGCAAAAUAUUGUGGAUGUUGAG